AUGACCUGCGAUCAUUGCGUGCAGGACGUCUCCGGAUCCAUACAGAAAAUACCAGGAAUCACCAAAGUAGAAGCCCGCCUCGCAGAUCAACUCAUUCUCGUCGAAGGCACCGCAGCACCCAGCUCCAUCGUCGCCGCCAUCCAGGGCACCGGCCGCGACGCAAUCCUGCGCGGCAGCGGCGGUUCCAACAGCGCCGCCGUGUGUAUUCUCGAGACGCACAACACGACCGUGCCUGAGAAGAUUCGCGGUCUUGCGCGGAUGAUUCAGGUCAGCAAGUCGCAGACUUUGGUUGAUCUUACUAUAAAUGGGCUUUCGCCGGGCAGGUACUGGGCCACAGUGCGAGAGACGGGAGAUAUAUCGCAGGGCGCAGAGUCAACGGGUGGGAUAUGGGAGGCUGUUAAGAAUAAAAUACUUGGGCAGGAACAACCUCGAGGCGUAUUUGGGGUGGUCAACGUCAGCGACAACGGCAAGGGGAAUGUGUUGAUUGAUCAACCAGUUGCAAUCUGGGAGUUGAUUGGACGCAGCAUGGUGGUUUCGAAGAAUACGGAAGGACCGUUUAAGAGUGAGGAUGCGGAUACGAUUGUGGGCGUGAUUGCGCGCAGUGCAGGAGUAUGGGAUAAUGAGAAGAUGGUCUGUUCGUGUUCGGGGAAGAAUGUGUGGGAGGAGAGGAAGGAACAGGUUACCAAGGGAAUGCUGUAA
Molecule: messenger RNA, 699 nt
Organism: Talaromyces amestolkiae
Lineage: Eukaryota; Fungi; Ascomycota; Eurotiomycetes; Eurotiales; Trichocomaceae
Exons: 2
Coding region: 1-699 (232 amino acids)
Biological process (GO): removal of superoxide radicals
Cellular component (GO): cytoplasm
Molecular function (GO): superoxide dismutase copper chaperone activity; copper ion binding
Source: RefSeq, a predicted model, not a curated record